AUGUCGUUUUCUCUCUCUCUCGUUUUCUUCACUGUAGGUUCCCAGCCGGUUGUCAUAGCGCGAGGAGGGUACUCAGGGAUUUUUCCUGAUUCCAGCCGCUCUGCUUUUCAAUUUGCAAUGUCAACAAGCUUGCCGGAUGUGAUUCUAUUCUGUGAUCUACAACUGACAAAAGAUGGACAGGGAUUUUGCCAGACGAGUUUACAACUGGACAACUCGACAACCAUAGCAUCUGUCUUCCCCAAGGGGCAGAAGACCUACAAUGUAAAUGGGCAUGAUCAUCCCGGAUGGUUUCCUUCAGAUUAUACUUUUGAUCAACUAUCUCAAAAUGUAUCUUUGACACAAAACAUAUACUCUAGAACAAACCUGUUUGAUGGUUAUACACAAAUAUCGGCUGUUGAAGAUGUAAUACGCCUUAAGCCCCAUGAGUUUUGGCUGAACAUUCAGUAUGCCUCAUUCUAUGCACAACGCAAGCUUGAUCCUGCAUUAUAUGUUGAAAUGGCUUUAAGAAUUCUGAAGAUAAACUACAUUUCGUCUCCUGAGGUCGGUUUCUUGAAGACAUUAAAUCUGAAAGUGAACAAAGCAAAGACAAAACUUGUCUUUCGCUUCCUGGAAACAGACACAGUCGAGCCCACAACAAACCAGACAUAUGGCUCGCUGCUUAAGAAUCUUUCUGCUGUGACGUCAUUUGCAUCGGGAAUCCUUGUUCCAAAAGGAUACAUAUGGCCAGUAAGUAAGGACAUGUACUUGAAGCCUGCCACUGCUCUUGUAGCCGAUGCUCAUAAACAAGGUCUACAAGUGUAUGCUUCUGAUUUUGCCAAUGACAUCGUGGCAAGUUACAAUUAUAGCUAUGAUCCAACAGCUGAGUACCUGCAGUUCAUCGAUAAUUCUCAGUUUUCUGUUGACGGGGUGCUCACUGAUUUUCCUUCCACAGCAUCAGAAUCAGUUGCAUGCUUAGCUCACAACCAGAAUGCUAUCAGACCGGCCAAAGGAUCUUUAAUCAUAUCUCAUAAUGGAGCUAGUGGUGUGUAUCCUGCCUGCACAGAUCUUGCUUAUGAACAAGCCAUAAAUGAUGGAACAGAUAUUAUUGAUUGCUCGAUCCAAAUGACAAAAGAUGAAGUUGCCUUCUGUUUUGAUUCAGCUGACCUCUCUGCAGAAACUACUGCAUUGUUAAGUUUCCCCACACGAUCAACCAUAAUCCGUGAAAUUCAAAAGGAGACUGGAAUUUUCUCAUUCGAGCUCACCUGGAGUGAAAUUCAAACAUUGAAGCCUCAACUGGCAAGCCCUUUCCAACAAAGUGGCUUGAAAAGAAAUCCUGCAAACAAGAGCAGAGGUAGGUUUGUGACUCUAUCUGCAUUCUUAGAACUUGCUCAGACGAAGGCAGUUACAGGAAUUUUGAUCAAAAUACAAAAUGCUGCCUACUUAGCAUCAAACAAAGGCCUAAACAUGACAGAUGCUGUUGCAACCGCCCUGAGCAAUGCCAACUUCGAUAAACAGCUUACUCAAAAAGUUCUGAUCCAGUCAGAUGACAGUCAAGUCCUAUCCAGAUUUAAGGGUAACCAAAAUUACCAGAAAGUAUUGUUCAUUAGUAACACAAUAAGUGCUGCACCGAAUACAACAGUGGCCAAAAUCAGAAAGUAUGCUGAUGCAGUUUCUGUCCGAAGAUCUUCUAUUGUCAAAAGCACUGGUUCUUUCACAUGGGCUUUCACCAGUGUUGUAGACAACAUGCAUACUGCAAAUAUCUCCGUGUAUGUCUACCUUCUCAGGAACGAAUUUGUCAAUAUGGCAUUUGAUUACUUCUCAGAUCCCCUUGUGGAACUUGCUACUUACAUCACCAGUCUUGGGGUUGAUGGAGUUGUCACCGAGUAUCCCGCAACAGCAAAUGCGUACUUGAGAAGUCCAUGUUCCAACCCAAAAGCCAAUACAUCAUACUCCAUCUUAGCAGUGCAGCCAGGUUCCCUGCUCAGCUUGGUUCCAAAUGAGAUACUGCCACCGGCAGCAGCCCCGGCACCGGCUCUCAACGUGGGAGACAUCGUCGAUCCGCCUCUUCCGGGCUUAUCCAAUGCCUCUGCCUCCACACCUGCCGCUGUUCCGCCCGGAAAACCACAUUCCGGCACUGCCAAAAACGUUGGUAACUUGAGUUUCUGUCUAGUGACAGUCUUGUUGCUUAGUCUGCAUCCCACAGGGUUUUGA
Molecule: messenger RNA, 2190 nt
Organism: Diospyros lotus (date-plum)
Lineage: Eukaryota; Viridiplantae; Streptophyta; Magnoliopsida; Ericales; Ebenaceae
Product: glycerophosphodiester phosphodiesterase GDPDL6-like
Exons: 8
Coding region: 1-2190 (729 amino acids)
Biological process (GO): lipid metabolic process
Molecular function (GO): glycerophosphodiester phosphodiesterase activity
Source: RefSeq, a predicted model, not a curated record